Messenger RNA from Branchiostoma belcheri (Belcher's lancelet), 1657 nucleotides. RefSeq names its product radial spoke head 14 homolog. The transcript has 4 exons. Lineage: Eukaryota; Metazoa; Chordata; Leptocardii; Amphioxiformes; Branchiostomatidae. The record is from RefSeq and is a predicted model, not a curated record. Gene Ontology annotation, molecular function: protein binding. The coding region runs from base 154 to 1176 and encodes 340 amino acids.
AACAAAUUAAACAAAAGGUUUGGUGGUCUGGCGAUAUCGAUUUGCGAAAUUUGUCACGAACAUUUCUAACUUUGAGCUGAGUCCAGUGCUUCUACCACCUCAUACCCAUCAACUAUAAACUGUAUCCUCUAGUGAUUGAGCAAAACUUCAGGUAUGGCUAAGACGGUGAUCUCGCAGAAGUUGCCGCCGGACAUCGACCCGACCAAGGCCCCGCUGGCGUACGGAGACCGGGCCCUCCCCAGACUCAACCGGGAGCUGAACGAUAAAGAGCUGAUCACCCGUCAGCGGGCCCUGAUGACUCUCUGUGACUACCUGCACGACCCGGAACACAUCGCAGAGGCACUAAGGGUGGGUGUGGCGGAGAGUCUUAAAAAGCUUUUGAGCGACAAGGACCCGACUGUCCGGCACAAGACCACAGAGGUUCUGUAUGUUAUUGCCACCCACAACAAGGGCAGGGAUGCCUUCCUGGACUAUGGCAUUAUCGUGCCUCUGUCCAAACUGUUUGAUGACAGCGUUGACCUUGCCAGGAAGAAUGCACACAUGGCCAUGGAGAUGAUGUCUGAGAUCCCCUAUGGUGCAGCUGGUGUAGUGGAGGCACAACUUGUCCCCAAGCUGGUUGGCAAACUGCGCGACGAACUGAACGAGAUCAAGGAGCUCAUCCUGGACACGCUGCACUUCUGCCUCCGCGUGGAGACCAUGCACGCGCUCGUUGCCGGGGCGAUGGAGGUCUUCACCGAGCUGCUCGGUCACAACCAGGCGAUGAUCCGCGCCAAGGCCGCCCGCGACAUCAUGGACCUCAGCGUGCCUCUCGACGGCAAGAACAAGGCCUGCGAGGUGAAAGCCCUGCCGCCAUUGGUCGGGCUGCUGAAGGAUGGGGACACGUACGUCCGAUCGAUGGCGGCGGGCGCCAUAGCAACCAUCACCAUAACGACCCAGGGGAAGUACCUUGCCCUAGAGGCCGGAGCCAUCCCCCAUCUUGUAGAACUGGUAGAAGACAAGAACAGCGAGGUGCGACUAAACAGUCUGAAAGCCCUGACUACACUAUCCGAGGCUCCCGAGGGGAGAAAGGAGCUACUGAAUCACGUAGAUCUCAUCAGGAAGAGAAUGGAGGAUGAGAGCGAAGCCGUGGUGAAAGCCGCGACUAUCGCCGUUAGGGUCAUCACGUGGAAACCAUAGGAACUCACCCGUAGCGCUAGUUUUCAUGGUUUCCUUAGAAUACUUCACAUCUACAUUUCAUUUCUAGAUGUAGUGCCUGGUUGUGCAUCUAGGUACUUCUUCAGUGUACAUAGGAAGUGUUUCGCUGUAAAGAAUGCAAAAUCUCUGAAGUCUUCUCAAUCAAAUAGACAUGGUAGAUAUUAAAUAGACCUCAUAUAUAUAUAGGGUGCCAACAUUGUAUAUUUUAACUAAAAAUCAUGACGUUUACCAUUGUCAUUGAAUUUGACACUGCACUGAAUUCAAUUAUCUGUGUGUAAAACUUCUUCUUGAGAAAAAAAUGUAAAAAUCAAUACACAUAUUCUAUACAGCCUCAAGUUAUCAUAAAUAAAAAGGUUACUUUCCAGGACUUCAUAUAUGUAAAUAAUGUGGUUGUGGUGUGAUAACAUUGAAAUCUGUGGAACUCCUUGUCCUGUACAGUCAAUAAAUUUCAGCAUCAUUUCAA